AUGAUGAUGCAAUACCUUGGAGGCAGUAUAGGUCACUUUAAUCAAUAUACAAACCAAAAUCACCCUUCUGACAUCACUAAUGAGAUCAACAAGGAUGAAGUUGAAGCAACCAAGUUGGAAGAGUUUGGGGUCAAUGAACACAGCAAUGUGAUUGGCAGCAAUGGGGGCAUCAAGGCUGAUGGAGUUCACCCAAAGGAGGACUUUGAGGAUAAUGUUUUGGAAACUAGCAAUUGCAAAGAAGCCUAUGGUUUUAUGAGCAGAGAGGAAGAUUUUUGA
Messenger RNA from Rhizoctonia solani, 276 nucleotides. RefSeq lists its product as uncharacterized. The transcript is spliced from 2 exons. The record is from RefSeq and is a predicted model, not a curated record. NCBI's taxonomy places the organism in Eukaryota, Fungi, Basidiomycota, Agaricomycetes, Cantharellales, Ceratobasidiaceae. Bases 1 to 276 code for a protein of 91 amino acids.